This is a messenger RNA of Cetraspora pellucida, 138 nucleotides long. NCBI's taxonomy places the organism in Eukaryota, Fungi, Glomeromycota, Glomeromycetes, Diversisporales, Gigasporaceae. The record is from the annotation of a GenBank genome assembly.
AAUGUCGAAGAAUCAUACUAUGAGGAUAUGUUCAAAGGUGGAAGCAAACUCAUUAACACACGGGAAAUUACAGAAAAGUUAUCUGAAAUGACUUUACUCAGCAAGGAAAUCGAUCUUCUAGAUGUUCCUGAUCUUUGA